Molecule: messenger RNA, 1590 nt
Organism: Pyricularia pennisetigena
Lineage: Eukaryota; Fungi; Ascomycota; Sordariomycetes; Magnaporthales; Pyriculariaceae
Exons: 1
Coding region: 1-1590 (529 amino acids)
Molecular function (GO): 1-alkyl-2-acetylglycerophosphocholine esterase activity
Source: RefSeq, a predicted model, not a curated record
AUGUCCAGCUAUCUGGGUCGUCUCAACCCAAUCCCGGGCUUUCCCGGAUACUCGGGACCUCACAAGGUCGGGACGGUGGACGUCGAGAUUCCCAUCUCGGAGCUUCCAGCACCAUGCCCAGUACCAGAUGGCGCGCAGGAUAUUCACACCAUUCUGUUUCGCAUCUUCUAUCCUACGAGCUCAGAAGCCAAAGGAAAGGAAAUCACAUGGCUUCCCAACCCGCAGCGCCAGUACCUGAUGGGUUAUGGAUUUUUCAUGGGCGCUUCUCCUCUCCUCUCCAGCCUGGCUUCCUUUGUACCCAGAUAUCUCCACUACGUCACAAUCCCGGCCAUUAGGAAUGCGCCUCUGAUCAGCCCGGCAGCUAAGAACGGCCGCUGGCCUACCAUGAUCUUCUCCCACGGUCUGGCAGGUAGCAGAAACUCGUACUCACAGCUGGCCGGCUCACUUGCCAGCCAUGGCGUUGUGGUGAUAUGCCCAGAGUACCGUGACGGCAGUGCCAUUGCUACAGUCGUCAGAGACCCCGUUGCUCUCUCCAAAUACCAAGGAGGACUUUUUGCGCAGAGGCCGCGGUCUGCCGAGGUUGUGUAUAAAAACUUGCCACACACCCCAUCACGGGAGAUAUCGGAAGCUCGCGACGCCCAGCUACGUGUCAGAGCUUGGGAGACUGGCUUGUUGUACGAGGCGCUGGUCAAGAUGGAUGAGGGCAAAGCAGAGUCCAUGACCAACCUGAACACCAGCACACCUGCAGAGGCUUUAUCCUGCUUUGCAAACAGACUCGAUGUCCAGGAGCCUGGCAAGGUCAUAUGGGCCGGCCACAGCUUUGGCGCCGCCACCAUCACACAGGUUGUCAAAUCGACGUACUAUGCAGACCUUCCCGAGGUGAAAAGUAUAGCGAACCCGAUCUUUGCGGUAAAGGAAUCGGCCAAGAUCCGCCGCCAGAUCACAAACCAGUCCGUCGCCGUCCUACUUGACAUGUGGUGUCUGCCCAUGAUCUCCCCAGACCAAACCGCACUCUACAAACUGCCGCUACCCUGCUACGAUACCACUGCCCCAAACUCCCCAGGAGGUGAUGCAUUGCUGGCCGUGGAGUCGGAUGCCUUCUUCAAGUGGACCGAACACCUCCACACCAAGGCCAUGAUCCUCUCCCCGUCCCCCUCGGGUGCGCCUCCCGUGUCCGCCUCUGCAUUCGACAAGCCAGGAUUUUCCAGGCCGAGCUGGUUCUAUGUCAAGGAGAGCGCGCACAUGAGCCAGUCGGACUUUGCAACCCUCUUCCCCUGGCUCGUGAGGCGCGUAUUCAACGGGCAUGCACCUGAGCGGGUCAUGCGUCUCAACCUGCGCGCCGUGCUGCAGACACUCCGGCGGAACGGGCACUCUGUCGCCCCCACAUGUGCCGCUGAUCUUGGCGACGGCGACGAGCCUACCGUCGCCAAAGCUACAGCCACAGGCGGGCUGGAGGAUGAUCCGGCAAUCCUGGAUAGCAAGGUUGCCGAGUCAAAGGCGAUCGACGCUUGGACUCACAUAGACGUUGUCGGGCUCGGGCUCAAGAGUGCGGUUGCUGGGACUAAGACCCAGCAGACAGAUGAGAAGUAG